This is a messenger RNA of Bemisia tabaci, 2009 nucleotides long. The record is from RefSeq and is a predicted model, not a curated record. Lineage: Eukaryota; Metazoa; Arthropoda; Insecta; Hemiptera; Aleyrodidae.
CACAACAUCCGAUUGAACAAUGGUUAGAAAGCUCAUCGUGAGGCCGAAGUCGAGGUCGCCAAGAUCCACAGGGAACCGUAACUCUCCGUGUUGUCCGUAAUUCAGUCAUAAUCACCCACCGUGUCGUGAAUCUUUGUCUAGCAGUAGCAAUUUGUCCUUGAGUUGCGUUCGAAUUUUGAAAAAUCUGAGCCAUUGGAAUCAGGUCUGGGUAUUUUAAGAACACUUUUACGCCUUUUUUUACCUUUGCCGAAUGUUGCCGAAGUUGUGUCACAACAGAUUUUUGCAAAGUAGACCCCUUUCUUGGCACAGAUUGACUGGAUUAAUGGUGUUUAUGUCAUUGUUAGUGUGAAGGUGUGAAGCGGGGUUUGGCGAUCCAGGAGGAAGCAUGGCGACUCCGGUAACGACGGACGACUCGUCAGUGCCCUCACUCCAGCUUCAACCAAAAUUCUGCUUUCGCAGCCUCCAAGAUAUGGUGCCAGCGCGGGUGGUGCUGUACAUGCUGUCGUUCUCGGGGUUUCUGGUGAGUUUCAUGUUGCGCACGGACAUCAACAUAGCCAUCGUGGCCAUGGUCAAGCACCCCUCGACGCCGACCAACAGCACCGAGGCCCAGGAGAAGUACUGCUUCGUCCCGCCCACGUCUAACGUAUCCGAACAACCGGACGUCAACAUCACCUCCUUAUCGAAGGAGGGUGAGUUCGACUGGAGGCCAACAACGCAAUCGGCCAUUCUCGGGUCAUUCUACUGGUGCUACAUCAUGUCGCAGAUAAUCGGUGGUGUUCUGACACAUCAGUUCGGCACUAAAAUCGUGUUUGGCUUCGCGCAGUUGGUCACAGCUGUCUGCUCCUUGCUCAUCCCACAAGCUGCUGUCUUUCAUUACUCCGCGCUCAUAGUCUUGCGCUCAAUACAAGGCUUUGCCUCGGGUUUAACAUGGCCUGCAAUGUACGCUUUAAUUGGCCACUGGAUUCCGUCCAAUGAGAGAAGCAGAUUCAUGUCAUCAAUACAAGGGAUGUCUUUAGGGAUUGGGCUGACGUACCCGCUGUGUGGCUUCCUGAUCGCGCAUUAUGGUUGGCGCAUCGUUUUCUACACGACCGGCUCAAUUGGACUUUGUUGGUGCGUAGCCUGGUGGCUUCUGGCGUUUGAUCUGCCGCACAAACAUCCUCGCAUCACCCGAUCUGAGUUGGCGUACAUUCAGAGGACUAUUGGCAAUACUGUCAUUGGUAGAAAGGAAAUGAAAGUUCCAUGGAUGUCCAUUUUAACAUCUGCGCCUGCCUGGGCCAUUGGUGUCACUACUUUUGGUAGAAUUUGGGUUUAUUAUGUUUUCAUCAUUUAUGGACCAUUGUAUAUGAAGACUGUUCUGGGCUUCAGUAUACAAAAGAAUGGUCUAUUAAGUGGAGUCCCCUUUUUGUGCAGUUACUUAUUAUCAGUCAUAUUUUGUUACCUAGCAGAUUACCUUAUUGCUCAUGGGAUAUUAUCCUUAACCAAUGUGCGCAAAUUGUUCACUGCUGUAUCUCAGAUCAUUCCAGGCCUCUUGUUACUUGCAAUCGGUUACCUGGGUUGUGAAAUCAAUUUGGUUCUUGUUAGUUGGUUCAUAGCCGUUACUGUAAUUACUGCAGCUUUCGCUGGAGCAAUGGCAAACGCAGUUGAUAUCGCUCCUAACCUAGCAGGUCCAGUUCUCGCAUUUGCACAAACAAUACAUAUGUCUGCCAGCUACUUAUCAUCUUUGACUGCCGGUGUUAUUUUAGAAGAGGAUACAAGUUUGGUUGCUUGGCGCAAAGUAUUUGGAACGGCUGCCGUUGUUGCCAUUGGAACGUACUCGAUGUUCCAGUUGUGCGGAACAGCUGAAGUACAAAGCUGGAACUACCCAGAUGGUAAAAUCCCAGCCAAGACUGCACCGGAAGAUCUUCAACUUCUCAGUGCCAAACCCCUAGAAAAAAAUAAUUUCGAAAGUGCCGCAGAGAGUUGAGCAGCGUCUCGGUAAAGUCUAUUUGAGUUACUUUUCAUUCCCCUAA